Staurois parvus is the source of this 281-nucleotide messenger RNA. NCBI's taxonomy places the organism in Eukaryota, Metazoa, Chordata, Amphibia, Anura, Ranidae. The record is from the annotation of a GenBank genome assembly.
GGGCGGACUGACCUUUCGAGCACUCGAGCACUGCCUGAGGGCCCGGGGUCAGUAGGGGGCCCCAUGAAAUGCCCCUGGUACCUUUUUCAUAGGCUUUUUUGUGUGCUUUUUUGAGUUUGGGCAAGGACACAGGGGCCCCAUGAUCCCCUAUUGUCCGGGGGCCCCAUGAGUUGUCAGUCCGCCCCUGGUUAAAAGGUUAAUGAACAAGCCAUAGUAAAAUGUCAGUCAUAGAGAUUUCUCAGGCCACAUGUCAAACAAAUACAUUCAAAAAGCUAUGUAUA